AUAAUGGCGCAAUACUAUUCAGACGUGCUCGACACAGAGUCCUUUCGCCUCGCAACUGUCUGCCUAGCCGCUCAUCCUGAUACCAAGUCCCAGGUGCCGAGCGUGACACUCACGACACAUGUUCUGUCCGGCGCCCCAGACCUCGCUUACAAUGCGCUAUCUUACACUUGGGGUUCACCGCGAGACGGCCCCUCACUUCCCGACCAGACUCCAAUCUGGAUAGACGCCCUCUGCAUCAACCAGUCCAACCCCAGCGAGCGAUCUCCACAGGUCUCCGUCAUGAACCAGAUCUACGGAAAGGCAAACCGCGUUAUUGUCUGGCUUGGAAAGGCCUUCCCCGAGCUAGAGGUCGGACUCAAAGCAGCUGAGAGAAUCGGUAAUGCAUCAGUUCCUGAGACACUUCGUAUGAUUCGAACGCAGACAUGGGAUUUCAGUUCUGACUUGUCAACGAUGCCGGAGCGUUAUGGUAUGGAUCCUGUUGAUCAGGAAGAAGCUAUUGGUCUGGUCACUCUUUACAUGAGUAACUGGUUUACCCGGAUUUGGAUCAUCCAGGAAGUUUCCCUCACCAGCGACGUGGUUAUUCUAUGCAACGGCAGAUUCACCGGCUUUGACUGCGUGGGUUACGCAGCAGCGUUCCUGCACUACAGCGGAUUCUUCCAAUCUGUGGUCGACCUUGUUCCUAGGGACAGGCCUGGUAUUCACAUUCGUGGCGGUAUCAACAUCUUUCAUGCAGAAAGAAUCCAAUUGCUUCGCGAGUGGUGCAAAGGCACGAAGAGUCUGUGGGUUGGUGUCCUUGCCAUGAUCGACCUGGAAGCUGGUCUUGGGAAGCAUCAUACGAAGCCCUCAGCAAUAGUCCCCUUACGGGUGUUCUUCUCCACCUUUGGAAUGAAAGCAACAGAUCCUCGGGAUUCCAUCUAUGGGUGGAAUGGUAUCUUGAAGCAUAUGGCAACUCAAGAAGGGGUCUCUCUGCCGUCAGUGUUCGAGCCAGAUUACGAUAUCGACAUCAAAGACUUGCUGCGAAACAUCGCCUGCAACAUCAUCGAGACGACUGAUUCUCUUGUCUACCUAAGCCUGGUCAAGGACCCCAGCAUGCGAGAAACACCAGGCCUUCCAUCUUGGGUUCCUGACUAUCCACCGGUUCUGUACAACAGUGUCCAUGGACCAAACUUUAGAUCCAUUGGAACUGUCAAUUCUUCGAAACAUGUUCCCCACUCCCCCAAUCAAUAUCCAUUUACUAUCGCUGGAAAUGUCCUUGAAGCUUUUGGCUUUCGUCUCGGCACCGUUCGGAUGAUUGGUGAAGGGUUUCUUAAAUGCCUUCAAGGCCGUCUUAAGGUACUUGGGGACAUUCUCCUUACUAUGGGUGAGAUUUAUCCAUAUACAAACCAACGUGCAGAUGAAGUUCUUUGGAGAACUUUGAUCUGGGAUACUGAUUUCACAAAUAGGCCAUCGAAGCUCAUUCGACUGAAGGACUUCCAGAGGGCCAUUUUGCAUAAUUUUGCACGUGCGCUACAGCUUGGGUUCAAAGAGGCAGAGUCAGCCUCUGCUGGUCAGGCUUUGGUUCUUCAAUUCACUCGGGAUAUGACUUACCUGGACGAGAUAGCCGCCAAAUUCCCUAACAGUAUAUUUCCCAGCACCAAGCUUAUCAAGGCCUUGUGUGCCAACUUGGAUAUUGUACCUCAGGAUAGUGAUGAAUUUGAUCAGGAAGAACUCCAGAGACUUAUGGAGCCACCGUCAAAACAUGCUAUGCCACCUUAUAAUAUUAUGGCGUCGACGUGGAUUAACCACAGGGCCAUCCUCACUGAUACGGGGUAUUUGGGCAUGGGGCCUGAUUCAACUCAAGCUGGGGAUGAGGUUUGGAUUAUCUCUGGGUGUCCUGCUCCGCUGGUUAUGAGGAAGGCAGAAGAGAGAAAUGAUUAUUGUCUUAUUGGAGAGACUUAUAUACAUGGCGCUAUGCAGGGAGAGGCUCUUACUGAUAAUGUUAUUUGGGAGAAUAUCAAGAUAGUCUGA
Molecule: messenger RNA, 2007 nt
Organism: Fusarium oxysporum Fo47
Lineage: Eukaryota; Fungi; Ascomycota; Sordariomycetes; Hypocreales; Nectriaceae
Product: heterokaryon incompatibility protein-domain-containing protein
Exons: 2
Coding region: 4-2007 (667 amino acids)
Source: RefSeq, a predicted model, not a curated record